Messenger RNA from Fulmarus glacialis (Northern fulmar), 756 nucleotides. RefSeq names its product RAD51 paralog B (gene RAD51B). The annotation marks the transcript as partial. The transcript is spliced from 6 exons. Gene Ontology annotation, cellular component: Rad51B-Rad51C-Rad51D-XRCC2 complex. NCBI's taxonomy places the organism in Eukaryota, Metazoa, Chordata, Aves, Procellariiformes, Procellariidae. Gene Ontology annotation, biological process: double-strand break repair via homologous recombination. Gene Ontology annotation, molecular function: ATP binding; DNA binding; ATP-dependent DNA damage sensor activity. The record is from RefSeq and is a predicted model, not a curated record.
AUGGCUGCUAAGAAACUAAGAAGAGCAAGGUUGUCUCAGGAGCUGUGUGAAAGGCUGAGUCGCCAUCAGAUCACUACCUGUCAGGACUUUUUAUGUCUUUCCCUCUUGGAGCUAAUGAAAGUGACGGGACAGAGCUACUAUGAUGUGCAGAAGCUUCUUUGUAAAGUCAGCCGAGCUUGUGCUCCCAAAAUGCAGACAGCUUAUGAAAUGAAACUGAGGAAGUCUGUCAAUCCCUCUUCAGCCUUUUUAUCCACCACGCUGCAUAGUUUGGAUAAAGUCUUGCAUGGUGGAGUGCCCUGUGGAUCCCUCACAGAGAUAACUAGCCCACCAGGUUGUGGCAAAACUCAAUUUUGUAUUAUGGUGAGUGUUCUGGCUACACUGCCUGUAAGCAUGGGAGGACUGGAUGGGGCUGUUAUAUACAUUGACACAGAGUCUGCGUUCAGUGCUGAAAGGUUGAUUGAGAUAGCAGGAAACAGAUUCCCUACUUAUUUUGACUCAGAUGAAAAGCUGUUCUGCAUGACCCGUAGCAUUCAUCUGUAUCGAGAGCUGACUUGUGGCAGUGUACUGAAGAGGAUUAUGUCUUUGGAAGAAGAAAUUAUUUCAAAGAAAGUUAAACUCAUAAUAAUUGACUCUGUUGCUUCAGUUGUCAGAAAGGAGUUUGACACACAACUCCAAGGCAACCUGGCAGAGAGAAGUAACUUUUUGGCUAGAGGAGCAUCAGUGUUGAAGUAUUUGGCAGAGGAGUUCUCAAUACCA